Molecule: messenger RNA, 1837 nt
Organism: Syngnathoides biaculeatus (alligator pipefish)
Lineage: Eukaryota; Metazoa; Chordata; Actinopteri; Syngnathiformes; Syngnathidae
Exons: 3
Coding region: 955-1743 (262 amino acids)
Source: RefSeq, a predicted model, not a curated record
CGACAUUCCGCCUCCGACUCCUUUUCUCCGGCGCUACAGCAUCGAUCGUUAAUGUACUCCGGGGUAAUGGGGUAGUUUGUAUACAAUAUUGACAAACAAGCUUGUUGAAUGUGGCUUUCAACAACGCACUCGUCCUCAUGAGGGCCUGGACAGGAUGAGCUAUUGGACCAUAUGUGGAUCCACAUUCACAGCAACAACUGGGAGAUCAUCCAGUUUAUUACUCUUGGUGAAGCAACAUUUAGCUUUUAUGCUCCACACAAAUAGAAUAAGUUUCCAACAGAAGUGACACUAGUCCCAAGUGAGAAUGUUUUAAGUCUAGCAGCAUCCAGCUCCAGCGACGGCCGAGCCUUAGUCGAUCUCCGCCGGCGCUUUACCAACAACCAACCACAGCGUCAUCCCACUUCCGCACCAGCGACGGCCGAGCCUCAGUCGACCUUUGCCGGCGCUUCGCCGACAACCAAGCUGCAUCGCUAUCCUGCUCCAGGGACGGCCGAGCCUCACCCAACCUCCGCCGGUGCUUCGCCACCAACCAAGCCACAACGGCAACUUCCCCCGACGCUUUGUCAGCUCAGUCAGCAGCGGGCUCCAAGGCGAUGAUCUUUGAAAUUAUGGAUCUUAUGGACAGGAUUCAGCGACAAUUGAACAUUCUCGUCCCAGGAUGGCCACAGCGGUUUCGAGUCCAUGCGGCGGAGAAAAUCAACCCGCAGUCAAGCCAAGCCCACGUCGCGGUGGCGACUAACCCGCUACCAAGCCAACCCCACAUCGCAGUAGCAACCGACCCCGCUACCGAGCCAAGUCCACGUCACGGUGGCAACUGACUUCCUGGUGAACCACGCUCACGCUGCAGUAGCAACUGACCUGCUACCAAGUCAAGUCCACGUCGGGUCAGUUGCCACCCCACAUCCACAUUGCAGUGGCGACAGACUAAAUGGCGAACCACGCCAGAGAUCCGCUAUGGAGCCAGGCCCACGUUGCGGUGGCAACAGACCCACUGCCACGCUACAUCCACGUCGCGGUGGCAACAGACUUCCAAGUGAACCAUGUUCCUUUGAACCACGUUCCUGUCCAGGCAGCGGUGACAGCUCGUCGACCGCCCCCCGUUCCUCUCCAGGCGGCGGUGAAGGCCUGUUGGCCGCUCCAUGUUCCGGUCCAGGCGGCGAAGGCUUGUCGUCUGGCCCACAUUCUUGUUUAGGCUCCGGCGAAGGCUCGGCCACCCGACAUUCCUGUCAAGGCGGUGGGUCAUCAGCCGCCCCACGUUCCUGUCCAGGCGGCUGCGACGGCUCGUUGGCCGCCCCACGUUCCUGCCCCGGCGGUGGCGACAUCACAGUCCUCUUCGUUUCAGGACCGGCGGCGACAGGUAUUUGGCAGGUCUUACAUUCCUGCUUCGACGGCGAGGUGUCCUCAGCUGCCCGCCACUCCUGCUUAGACAGCGACCUGUCCUUGGCUGUCCCCCGCUCCUGUCUCGACCGCGACCAGCACGCGGCAGCCUCACUCUCCUGUCUCGAUAGCAACAGCGACAGGUAUACGGCCGCCUCACGCCCUUGUCUCGAUGGUGGCCAUCUCCCUCUCCUGCUUCAAUGGUACCCGGCUGCCUCACGACUAGAACUCGGCAGCGACGAAUCCCCAGCCACCUCACGACCACGUCCUGGGAGGUCUUCAUCCGGAACCGUUGCCUGCUCCUGUCUGGCUUCUGCUUCGCCUUUGGGUUCCUCCUCGUGGACUUCCUACCAACUCACCACGUAGGGUCCCUGGUGUGUGCUGUUUUGCCCGACCUCCUGACCUGCUUGGUCGGAUGCCUCGUUUUGGGUGGCCUGGAAGGGGUUUGUGCCCUCCCCCG